UUUGGAUGUCGUUUCAGCAAUCCAUGCUGAAGAGCUGUUCAAAAUAAAGGCUUCGAUGCAGACGCAGAACCAUGGCGAUGAUAUUUUGGAAAUCUUCCACUUAUCAAAAGUUGGUUGAUGAGUUAGUGGAGAUUCAUCAAUUGGUGAAGAACCUACCUAAUGGGUGGGAUGAUAUUUUUGGUACAAGUCAAUAUGCAUCUAAUCCAGUAUCUGUUACCAUUGUCCCUCAACCUUCUGCUGUUGUUCCAACUGAGGCUGCAUCUUUGUCUACUGCUGCUAUUGUUGAGCCAAGAACAUCUACCCAAGCGUUUGUUAAUCCAAUUGAUGUUUCAAAAGUUAUACAUGAUGUUGUUGAUUCUUUGAAAACCAAAUCGAAAACAUCUACGGAGGUGAUGAUGAUGAAAUGGAAGAAUAUGAUCGUGUGUGGGCUGGGUUCCAAAAAUGUAUCAUUAACAACCAUGCUAUAUCAAAAGUGGAUGUCAGUGUGUAUGGUGUUGAGGAAAAUGCGCUAUUAAUGUCUGCGUUUAUGAUUGCAUCAAAAGUGGAUGUCAGUGUGUAUGGUGUUGAGGAAAAUGUGUUAUUAAUGUGUGCGUUUAUGAUUGCAUUUGAAGAUUUAAUGAGACUUCUUCCACCAUUUGUUCAAGAAGUUGUGGAUUUUGCUGCUUUGGCUGAUGGAGAGUGUAUGUUGCUUAAUGAUAAAGUUAUUGAAUACAAUCCUUUUAUUGUGGUAGCAAGAGAUGAUAUGUGGACACUUCCUUCUACAUUUGAUAUUCUUCUGAUUCAUAUUGAAUCAUGGGCCUUUUUAUUGAAUGAAAAUGAAAGAAAGCCUGAUGGUUGUCCUCAUAAGCUGUUUUUAGGUGGCACAUAUUGUGUAAGUUAUAUUUUUAAUAAUAUAGAAUGUAAAUUAUUUAUAUUUUUUUUGCCUUUGUUUAAUUUUUCUUUUAAUAAUCUUUUGCAGAAAUAUGUUGCUGAAUUGAUUGAGAAACCAGAUGAUCAAAAAAAUCUAGUCUGAAUUGUCUAUUUGUCUUCGUUAUGGUGUGAAAGAUAUUAAUGGAAUUAAAUCGUUGAAAGAUUGUAAUAUGAUUUUUGCUCCUGUUCUGAUUCAAGACCCGAAAUAUUACUACCUGUUUGUGGUUAGUAUGAAAGACAAAAGAGUGUACUUCAGGGAUAAUAUGAUUAUUGAUGAAAAUGAGUUGGAAGGAAGGAAGAAAUCUUUUUCUGUCUUGGAAGAUUUCAGGAAGUUCAUCAGGGCUUGUAUGUGUGGCACCAUUGUUUUGUCAGAUUUGAAUCUUUGCAGGGAUGAAUUUCUUCAAAAAAUGGUUUCAUUUAGGGAAAAGAGGAAAGAAGAUGUUUUGGAGGCACUUAUUAAAGAGAGGGAAAAGUUGCUUCAGAAACACAUUGAUGAUCCUGAAAAAAUUGAAGUUGUGGCAAGAAUUAGUUCAGGAAGGAAAUCCAAAAAUGUUGAAACAGAAGAUGAUGUUGAGCCAAAUUUUAUAGUUGAAGGUAAAGGACGCGGCAAAGGAAGGAGAUGCGGCAAAGGAGGCAGACGCGGUAAAGGACGCGGACGAGGUGCUUCACAUGGUGAAUAAUUUUUAAA
Spinacia oleracea (spinach) is the source of this 1597-nucleotide messenger RNA. RefSeq lists its product as uncharacterized. The transcript has 4 exons. Bases 404 to 1012 code for a protein of 202 amino acids. The record is from RefSeq and is a predicted model, not a curated record. NCBI's taxonomy places the organism in Eukaryota, Viridiplantae, Streptophyta, Magnoliopsida, Caryophyllales, Amaranthaceae.